This is a messenger RNA of Pestalotiopsis fici W106-1, 411 nucleotides long. RefSeq lists its product as uncharacterized. NCBI's taxonomy places the organism in Eukaryota, Fungi, Ascomycota, Sordariomycetes, Amphisphaeriales, Sporocadaceae. Bases 1 to 411 code for a protein of 136 amino acids. The record is from RefSeq and is a predicted model, not a curated record. The transcript is spliced from 2 exons.
AUGUCUUCAUUAAGAGACUCGCGUCAGCUUACGCGGAGAGAAUCAUCACCCAGGCCGAGUGCCAGAAGCAGCAGCAGGCGGCGACCUCAACUACUCCGGGCUUGCGCUACAGAGCCUUCCAUUACAACGUCGAGCGCCUACCGAGGAGUCACGGCGAGUCCCAACUCUAGCAGGCGAGCCACGGAAAUCCUGAGCCGUGUAGCCGUCUCCAACGCUGCCGUACUGAGCUCAUCACCAAACUCGACUCGGAGUUUUGCCUCUUCGGACUUUGAGGCGGCGGGGCUUACAGAGGCUGAGAAGAGGGAACUUUUGCGGAGCAAUAUUAGCCCAUAUUCCGCAUGCUAUUUUAGCUUUCCAAACUUUGAUGCUUGGGAUGCUGAGCAACAAGAGGAUGGCAAGGAAAUGCCUUGA